AUGGGCAUCAUCCUAAUGCCUGAGGUGAAGGAUAGAAUGUCACUGGCAGCCAGACGGUCCUCCUUUCUGGGUCGUUUGGACCCAUCGCUAUCCUCACGUUACACAUGGGUGACUCCUCUGCGCAUCGAUGUCAGCAGGUCACUGAGCAGGGCAGGAAGACGGGCUGACCAGUUCAAGAGAAGAGCCUUCUACACUAUUGUGGCCAUACUGGCGGUGCUGGUGGUGAGGUUUGUUUGGGAUCUGGUGUGGACUGUUCUGGACACAGGGAAUAUCUCGGUGUGUCUGAUGAUGCCUCAUGUAGGUGAUGGGAUGAACGACAGCCAGGAGAAAAGCUCCAAAAAGUAUGUUCUGGGAGAAAACUGCAAAAGCUCAGGAAGACAAAACUCUUACCGACACCUGACUGGACACAAAAACAGCGAGAAGAUGAUCUGCAGGAUCCCGCUGCUCAUCAUCCUCACAUCACAUGUCUGUGCAGCAACAUUUGUAGUGAAUGUGACACAGAGCUCCUAUCAGACAGAGGGGAAUCACAACAUCACCCUGGAGUGGACCUUCACCCCCAACCCUGGCCCCUCCUCCAGCCCUCCUGACAUCUACUGUGACUUCACAAACCAUCUGGGCGUCUCAGCUGUCUUUUAUAUGUUUGACGGCGUUGACAUCUUGAAGUAUCAACAUGAACAGUUUGCAGGACGGGUCCAGAGCGAAAGAGAUGCUCUGAGAGAGGGACGACUAAGACUCCACAUGUCCGGACUCAGGACUGAGGACUCAGGACAGUACUGGUGUAGACUGGACACAGAGUUUGGAGGGGGGUCUGCCAGCUGUGAAGUCCUUGUCUCUGCUGCAGGGCAGCUCCAACCUCAGAAACCAGCUGUGACGGCACGACCAGAGAGUGACGAGAGAAACAGCCUCUACACGGAGAUAAUUGGUGGAGGAGCAGUUCUGAUUGUUUGUUUUGGAGUUUGGUAUUCAGUCAUUUUCAAGAAGCAUCUAAUUCUUGAAGCAUUUACAAGAUGUAAGGACAAUAUCUUCAGAUUUCAUUUAAAGACAGCCUGUCACAACCCGAGCUGUUCUGCCUCCUCUCCUCUGAGGACUUGUUCUCCUGAACAUCAGAGAUCCAGCCGUGAGCAGUUGAAUUGAA
Molecule: messenger RNA, 1135 nt
Organism: Cololabis saira (Pacific saury)
Lineage: Eukaryota; Metazoa; Chordata; Actinopteri; Beloniformes; Belonidae
Exons: 8
Coding region: 1-1134 (377 amino acids)
Biological process (GO): negative regulation of T cell proliferation; positive regulation of T cell proliferation; immune response
Cellular component (GO): external side of plasma membrane
Source: RefSeq, a predicted model, not a curated record